AUGCAGCCAUCGCCUCCCGAUAAUUUUAACAGCAUUCUUACCUUCGAAAACCCGUCAGACUUACCCAAUACCUCUAAUCAUGGCAUUCACUCUCCGCAAAUCCAGUCCAGCGAGCUGGUCAGUCCUCGAAAUGGACUUGAUGACUCAACGGCAAGCUCAACCCCUUCAACAAGUUCAUCAAGAGCAGGAUCAGGAUGGCGAUCGCCACUCAAUGGUGUGGAUGAGGCACUGCGUGGAUUGAACUUGGACACCAAUCUCGAGAAUCGCCCAAGACCAUCUUAUCAACGAAUUGCCGAGUAUGAAAACGCACUUGCUCCUAGUCCACCAAAAAAACAACCUGAGGGACCUGGAUUUAAGGUGGUGAAGAAGAAAGGCAGUACGGGCGAGGAAGGUCCGCAACUAGAGAAUUUUCCAAAUGAGGUUCUGACUCAUAUUUUAUCGCAUUUGCCUGCGUCGUCUUUAUCUGCAGUCUCACUUGUAUCGCGUCGAUUUUACAAUUUGGUCACUACACCUCAUGCAUGGCGCGUUGCAUUUUCGAGAUACUUCCCAGGCCAGGAUGUUACAGAGACGUUACCUAUUGGAGCAGAUCAUAUUGGAGAUGAUGAAGAAAGAGAACAAUUCCGCGAACAACGAUUUUUCACGCGACUGACAGGUUUAGCAAGUUGGAGGAGCGAAUAUGUGCUUCGAACACGGCUCUUACGGAGUCUUGGAAGAGGAAAACCUGCUCAAGGAGUUGAACAAAGUAACUCAAGUCGAGCAAAUGGUAUGGGAAAUACAAGUGCUGUGACUACAUAUACCUCGGAAUUAUUCACAUCCAUCAAUCACAUUCAUGGCACAUUUGGACAAGGAAAGAAACAUCCACGCUUUAUUCAUGGUACUGAUGAAACUGGGUCUGCUGGUAGCAGUGAUCCUAAACUUGGAAGAAUUGAUCCUUGGGGCCUGACUGAUCCUCAACCAAUGCCUCAAUUUGCAGAUCUCUUUCCAGGCGAUGCUCCAUUUGGUCUUGGAGAUGGUCCUGCUGGUCUUCCAAAUGUUAUGGAUGUCAGUCAACCUUUCGGAAUGGUGUAUGGAGAAGGAUUUCCUGGAGGUUCGGCUUACUACAGAGCACCAAAUGAAAUGCGUGGCCGCUUUUUAGAACAUUCGCCACCAAGUUUGGCUGAUGCAGAAUCUGGUAUCCCAAACAUACCUGCCCUCACCGAGGCAAUAUCAUCUGUUUGGAUCGCUAAGUCUUCAUCUGUACCCAAAGUUACCAAUGGUGUUAUUGGAAUCAUGACUGGCUCGACACUUGGCGUGAUCACUGCUUAUGGUCUCGGUACUGAAACACCCAAAGCUAAGGCUGGUCAGGUGAUGGCACGAUGGAUUCCUUCUCCUGGUGUACCUAUAGUUGCAAUAAGUGUGGAUGAUUCUUAUAGCAUCACACGCAAAACAUCAUGUCGAACUUGGGCUGUUGCACUCAACGCUUUAGGCGAAGUGUUCUACUUGACAGAAGUACCUACACAUCCUCCAUCUGAUGCAUCUUCAAAUGAAGAUGAUUUGGGUAGGGAAGCCUGGAUUGCUGGUCGUACAGUAUACUGGCAGGUUGUGGAAGCUUCCCGCCGUAUAGCACGUGAAGAUCCAUGGCAACAGGCUGAAAUCCACGGCAGCUACUCUCCUAAAUCUUCUUGCACUUCUAUGAAUCUCUCUAAACAACAGCUCAAGGCAGAAACUCGUGAAAUCGAAAAAUUUCUGAGGUAUCGCCCAUCACAUUUUCGUACUAUUUGUGAUGGCUGGGAUAUGCGUCGAAGACUUGAGGUUGACUUUAGUGGUGAUGAUGGCAAUGGAGCAGGCGAGAGCGUUUUUGUCAUUGGUUGUGGGAUCAAUCCUGGGGAACAAGCUGAAAUAAAGCGAUACACAAGAUGUAAAGUCGAACAAUCGUCACUUGACGGAUUCACAUUACCAAGAACUGCUACAGCUACACCACCAGUAUCAUCCGAGCCAACUCAAAUACCUUCGAUAUUUGGAAAUGUAUCAAAAAUCAAAUCAGAGGAGCUCACUUCUCCAAACUCACCAAUAUCAUUCAUGACAAAUGUUUCUCGAUCAUCUGAGAAUGUGGAGACUCCCAUGGACGAAGAAUGGCGGAGUUCCUUGCUAUCUUUGAAGUCAUAUCCUGGCAUUGAGAUUACCACUUCUGCUAUAGAUCUAUCAACAUAUGCCUUGCUCACCAUUGCCGAGGAUCCAUUACAUACUGUAAAUGGAAAAACAAGUUUUACUACCUUUCCAGAGACACCAUCUGAUGAAACUUCCUCUACUAGCAUUCCAGGUUAUCGCGCAAGGUAUUUGGCUGUUGGUACCAAGAUAGGCCAAAUAAUUUUGUGGAACAUGCGAGGUCCUCAAUCUGCAAAUCCUCAGGUGGUCAAUGAGCUACAUCCAAUCCGUACUAUCGUCACAGAAUCGCCUCAAAUAUCAUGUUUGGCAAUUUCCGCACUGUUUGUUGUCCAUGGUGGUAAUGAUGGCCUCGUACAGGCGUGGGAUCCUCUUGCAUCAUCCAAUCAACCUGUUCGCACUCUCCACUCUCGCUUUUCUUCGCGUGCUCGACGUCGAUUGAUCCAAGCAGAGGCAAGAAUUCAUGGGGUUGGCAUCAAUCUUUACGCAGCUGGUGCUGUCGUUCUUGAUCCUGAUCCAACCAUCCUGCGUGGUAUGGUUUCACUUGGUACUCAUCUUCGAUAUUGGCACUACAGCUCCUCUGCUGCAGAUCAGUUUCAAACUAAAAAGCGAAGGCUUCGCCGUGGCGAACGUGGUAGUAAUGGAGCAACCGAUCGAUUUAGUAAUACUGGUAGAGGAGCUUUGUUGAGUCAAAUUGCAUUAGAACAACAAGAACUCGAUCAAGAAAAGAAAGAAAAAGCUAAAGAGGCAGCGAGAUUCGCUGGUCGAUUUGGUGUUGGGUUUGGUGGCCUUAGUGAAGAAGAAGCUUUACAAUAUGCGGAAAUGGUGUCUGCUCAAGCCCUUAUAGAUGACGAAGAACGCCGUAUAAGUGAAGCUGGAUAUUUUGCAGAUACUGGCGACAAUUCUCCUACUAAAGGCGAGAAUAGUUUCGGAAUUAUUACACCUGAAGCUAGCACGAGAAGUCAUUCCGCGGUACCAACGUCAGCUAUAGAGCCUCAACCUAACUAUGACCAUGAUCUUGAGGAGGCUAUACGCCUUUCUCUGAUGGAAGGUCAAGCGAUUGGUGAUAAUGGGUAUUCGCCAAGUGUUGGUGAUUAUGAUGUCAAUUUCACUUACAAACAAAAAAAGACAAAACGGUCAGAGUCCACUUCGCCAUCGACCAGUCAAGUAUCCAAGAAUAGAUUCAGUUAUGAAGGGUUACAUUCUAUGGAUAAGAAUGCUCAAUUGUCAGACGAUCUUGAGUUUGCUUUGCAACUCAGUCUAGCGGAGGAACGUAGUAAACAAGAAGCUGAGGCUGAGGCCUUCCCAGGAUUGGGGUUUGCAGGAAAGGGGAAGGGGAAGGGUCGUGCGAUUUAG
Messenger RNA from Botrytis fragariae, 3498 nucleotides. RefSeq names its product putative f-box and wd domain-containing protein. Gene Ontology annotation, biological process: proteasome-mediated ubiquitin-dependent protein catabolic process. The transcript is spliced from 2 exons. Gene Ontology annotation, cellular component: nucleus; proteasome regulatory particle, base subcomplex; cytosol. The record is from RefSeq and is a predicted model, not a curated record. Gene Ontology annotation, molecular function: polyubiquitin modification-dependent protein binding. NCBI's taxonomy places the organism in Eukaryota, Fungi, Ascomycota, Leotiomycetes, Helotiales, Sclerotiniaceae. The coding region runs from base 1 to 3498 and encodes 1165 amino acids.